This is a messenger RNA of Trichoderma breve, 1239 nucleotides long. RefSeq names its product glycosyl transferase family 2 domain-containing protein. Bases 1 to 1239 code for a protein of 412 amino acids. The transcript has 5 exons. Gene Ontology annotation, cellular component: endoplasmic reticulum membrane. NCBI's taxonomy places the organism in Eukaryota, Fungi, Ascomycota, Sordariomycetes, Hypocreales, Hypocreaceae. The record is from RefSeq and is a predicted model, not a curated record.
AUGGACUUUGCGACAUCAUUGUUGGAGCUUCCUGCGCCGCUCUGGGCCUGGGUCAAAGCGACUCCAGUCUAUAUUCUCCUCGCUCUCUUCUUGGUGCUGGUUCUGCUUGGACUUGUCAGCCUCUUCUUUCUCCUCCACCUCGUCGCCCCGAAGCCUCGCGCCGUCCUUUCCUCUGAAAAGACAUACAUCACUAGCAGUCCCUCUGGCAAGACGACACCGCGCCCUCUUCCCUGCUGGUACGAUCGAUGGCUCGCAGAACGCCGCCUCAACGAGCAGCGAGUUCGCCCAGACGAGGCAUACCCAACUCCCGACGUCGGCUCCAUCGAGCCCGCCGAGCUUCUCCUCAGCGUCGUCUUCCCCGCGUACAACGAACAGGACCGUGUCAUCCCCACGCUCGAAGAGGCCGUGGAGUAUCUGGACAAGCACUUUGGACGCAGCGCCGGCGCCAAGAACCCUGCUGUGCCGGCCAAGAAGCGGCAUGCGCCUGGAGCUGCCGAUCCAAAAGAGCUAGGUCUCAGCGGCUAUGAGAUUAUCAUUGUCAAUGACGGGAGCCGCGACAAGACGGUCGAUGUGGUUCUGGAUUUUGCGCAAAAGAAUGGCCUGCAUGACGUCCUGAGGGUUGUGUCUCUGGCUAAGAACCGGGGCAAGGGCGGCGGUGUCACUCAUGGCCUUCGUCAUGUGCGCGGCGAGUAUGCCUUGUUUGCUGAUGCGGAUGGCGCAUCGCGAUUUAGCGACGUGGCUAGAUUGAUUGAAGGCGUUGAAGAUGUUGUGGAUGGCUCUCGCCGUGGUGUUGCCAUUGGCAGUCGUGCCCAUCUCGUUGGCAGUGAGGCCGUCGUCAAGCGCUCUGCCCUUCGAAACUUUCUCAUGCGGUCAUUCCACCUGGUUCUCACCAUCCUCACGCCUCCUGCCACAUCUCGCAUCCGCGACACCCAAUGCGGCUUCAAGCUCUUCACCCGCGCCUCUCUGCCACACAUCGUCCCCUACAUGCAUGCCGAAGGCUGGAUCUUCGACAUUGAGAUGCUGAUGCUUGCCGAAUCUGCCCCGGCCACUCCCGUCGCCGAGGUGCCGAUUGAGUGGCACGAGGUCGGUGGAAGAGACGCCUCACCUGAGACUUGGAGCCCAGAGUGGCAGAUGAAAAGGCAUAGAGGGAAGAAGGAAACCAAGGGAAACUGGCACAUCUUUGUCAUGGAUGGUAUCAAGCAGAACAAGACUAAUCUAGUCGGCGCCGCCGGGCCUUAA